AUAAUUUCAGAAUUUUUUUAGACGCUCAUACGGGAUACGUGGAUGGAAUUUAUUCACAACACAGUUUACUUAAUUAAUUCGUGUUUUUGAGGCCUCAAUAAGAAUACACCUCCGCAAAAGUUCUUGGGUUGUCUGAAUUAAAACUGUUGACAACCACUCGAGUAAAGUCAGCUGAGGAUAUCAUAGAGAAAACGGUGCAUAAAUAGUGAAAGUAUAACCUAUCCAACCUCUCUCGAGAAGGUUCGUUAUGUUAUUGCCCACAUCUUUCAAUUGUCGACCAGUGAUCUCUAUACUGAAGUACUAAAAGUGCAAGAUCCGUGAAUGGACUCAUUUGUUGAUUAGACUCUAUUCUCUCAAAAAUGCCGAAGUAUUAUUGCGACUACUGUGACACAUACCUAACCCACGAUUCGCCGAGUGUAAGAAAAACACAUUGUCAGGGUCGCAAGCACAAAGACAAUGUGAAAUAUUUUUACCAAAAAUGGAUGGAAGAACAAGCCCAGCAUUUGAUCGACGCCACCACUGCAGCAUUCAAAGCUGGUAAAAUAGCAUCGAAUCCAUUCGCCGCUAACAAGGGAGCUGCGAUUCCACCACCGCCAAGUCUAGGCGCGAGACCCGGAGUUCCUCCUCAAGGCCCUCCGGGAAUGAUGCAUCCUCCAGGAAUGCACGGUGGUCCUAUGGGACCUGGCGGUCCGAUGAUGAUGGGUCCUCACGGACCAAUGGGACCAAUGAUGGGAAUGAGGCCUCCGAUGAUGGGACAUAUGGGGCCAAUGGGGCCAAUGAUGGGACCGAUGGGUCCAAUGGGACCGAUGAGACCGCCGAUGAAUGGGCCACCACCAACGAUGAGCGGACCACCGCAGAUGAAGACAUAGCUUUGAAAAAUCCACAGUGGUCAAAGACUCACCAAAAAUUAAGUUUACUCAGUUUUCAAUACCUGAACAUCUGCAAUGCUAAAAGGCUGGAUGGUUUAAAGUCACACUCAACUCCAAGGUCUGUUUUCUAACUUCCAGAGUUUAAGUCAUGUUGCGAAGAAACCUGAGCCUUUUGUUCAAACAUGGAUGAGUUAUUAUUCAGAAAUAACAUUAAAGUUUUUCAGCAAAGCAAUUGUAUUAUCAAAAGGAAUGAAAAAUAAAUUUUCAUAUUGUA
Messenger RNA from Athalia rosae (coleseed sawfly), 1143 nucleotides. It is a transcript of the gene snRNP-U1-C, whose product is annotated as U1 small nuclear ribonucleoprotein C. The transcript has a single exon. Gene Ontology annotation, cellular component: U1 snRNP; nucleus. NCBI's taxonomy places the organism in Eukaryota, Metazoa, Arthropoda, Insecta, Hymenoptera, Athaliidae. The coding region runs from base 360 to 869 and encodes 169 amino acids. The record is from RefSeq and is a predicted model, not a curated record. Gene Ontology annotation, molecular function: pre-mRNA 5'-splice site binding; zinc ion binding. Gene Ontology annotation, biological process: spliceosomal snRNP assembly; mRNA splicing, via spliceosome; mRNA 5'-splice site recognition.